Molecule: messenger RNA, 399 nt
Organism: Aspergillus affinis
Lineage: Eukaryota; Fungi; Ascomycota; Eurotiomycetes; Eurotiales; Aspergillaceae
Exons: 2
Coding region: 1-399 (132 amino acids)
Source: RefSeq, a predicted model, not a curated record
AUGCUCGAACGAGCCGACCGUGUGAACAUUGAUCCUUUGCGUGAUUCAGACAUCGAGGACUUCCUCGAUCCCAGCAGGCUACCUGUUUGUGACGAUCCGCGAUGCGAGUUCAUGGCGCGGCGGAGGGAGAACUUGGGAAGCGAGACUUCGGGGAAGGGGUCGGCGUGGAACAUCAUGAUUAUCGAGGUGGAAACCGGAAAUGUGAUCCGUGGCCGGACCGUAUGGCCGGGAAGCAGCUCGGGAACGGGUCCCGAGCAAGUUGAAGAGUUUUGGCGGGUGGAGCCCCCCUGGCCUCGGGUCGCCCCCCGAAUGGCUCGGUCACUCCAUUCACUGCGUGGUUUUGUCGUGGGCAAGGCGUGCCUGGUCGAUCAUCAGGCGAUGACUGCUUUUGUGGCGUGA